GUAAAAAAAAAAAAAAUAUAAAUAACCCAAAAGGCUGCAAGUGAUUCAAUUACCUUUUUUAUUUAAUUCAAAUGUUAUAACAAACAUGCGAGUUUAUGACUAAUAGAGAGAUUACUUCAGAUAAUGAUAUGGAUACUUCAUCUGAUGAUGAUAUGGAAGUAACUGAGGAAGGGGAAACUGAAAAUGACCAUUUUAAUUUGAGUAAAGAAUGGGCUGAGAAAAUAAAACAAACUGGCAAUUCAUUAUCUUGUGUGCAUGAAUUUAUGGAUGCUGAUGCACCAGAAAAAAUCAAUGAAAAUUCAUUUGGAGAUGUAUUUAUUUUUGCAGAGUCAAUGUCAUUAAAGAAAAAGAACAAGACUCCUGUAGCCAAAACCCGAGGUUCUUACAGGAAAUGUACUGUUGAACAAAUUGAAAAGCUCUUUGAUUUCAUCAUUGAAGAAGGCUUCAUUAUCAAAGAUGCAGCUUUAGUCUCUGGAAUCAAUCUUUAUACUGCCCAAAAUUAUGUAAAAACGUAUAAUAAUGAUUCGCAGAAACGACUUCCAGGGACUUAUAAUAAACCUUGUGGAAGAUCUUGUUCAAAGUUAACUAAGGAGCAUUCUAAAUUUUUUGUUGACUAUGUCAAAAAGAAUACUACUGCUGUAUUAGAUGAGUUAAAAUUAAAACUGAGAAAUUAG
This is a messenger RNA of Rhizopus microsporus ATCC 52813, 674 nucleotides long. RefSeq lists its product as uncharacterized. The coding region runs from base 96 to 674 and encodes 192 amino acids. NCBI's taxonomy places the organism in Eukaryota, Fungi, Mucoromycota, Mucoromycetes, Mucorales, Rhizopodaceae. The record is from RefSeq and is a predicted model, not a curated record. The transcript has a single exon.